GGCAACAAUUAUCAAUUAAAAAAUCCCUCUGCCACGAUAGUACAUAAAUUGCCUUUCAAUGUACCAGCAGCGUGUGAUGAAAGUCGGUCGAUUAGUGUGAUUGUUAAUUGUGUUUUGCAGUUCCUUUGUGAACUUUUUGUUUUAUCGACUUUUUACGAAUUAUUAUUUUUACUUUUUAUUAAAUGGCCAGUUAGAAUUCAACGGGUUGCAUCUUAUAACUUAUUUUACCAAAUCAUUUUAAUAGUUUUACAAUUUUAAUUUUUUUUAAAUCGAAUUCAACAUGAUUGACCAGUUGGUGAUUGAUUCAAAGCCAGACUGUGAAACUGCCUCCUCCUUGACAACGUCAUCAAAUGGUGCACAUUCACUAAGCCAAUCAAACAGAAAAGCGAACAAUUACGUUGCAUCAAACAAAUUUACCAAAAAAGAGUCAACGGAUUCAGGUUAUGGCAGUGGCGACAGUAACAGCUUUCAAACGCCUUCGCGUACGAACGGUAAAGAAUUUUUAAUCGAUGAAAGCACUCGGCAUGCAUUUGAAUUGAUCCGCGAAACAGAUGAAUCGGCAAUGGAUCUUAAUACAACCGAUAUGUCAUUCAGGGAAGAUGUAGAUAAUAACGAAGAAAUGGACUUUAACUGGUUGCAAAACGAGUUGCAGUAUGACAAUCGAUCCGCUAACAGUGCGAGCAGCCUAGUCUGUGGAUCAGCAUCUGAGCUUCCACGAGCAAUGGAUGCGUGCAAUUCACCGGAAAAAUCCAACGAAAUGUCUUUUUAUGAUAACACACCGCUAAGUAGUCCGCUGCCAUGUUCCAUAAGUCCAUCCGAAUCGUCUCUCAUGUUACAUGAGAAUCUGCCAACGGAUUUCACAAUCACACCAUCCAGUGACAUCGAACGUCGUCCAUUCAGCGAGGUCGUUUUCAACACACUAGAUACCAGUGCAACCACUAAGAGUGCAUGUCGGAAAUUGAAAUUCAUUGAACCGUCCGGCACAGCACCAAAACGUAUGGAUUCACCAAGGACACCGACUACACGACUGAGCCCGAAAAAUUUGGGUAGCAUUUUUCAUCCACUGAACAGUAUCGGUGAAUCGUCCAAUUCAAAUGACGAUUAUGAUAUGGAAUUGCUGGAAAUGGAUGCGAUGGAAGAUCAUGAUAAUUUGCCACCAGCCAAUUUCGAUUCGGUUAUUCAUGGACAAAUGACACAUCCGCCGCUGAGGCGAGGAGUGAGUUUAAACGAAAGUACAACUUCCAGUAGGAGGAAUCGACAGUCACUUAGCAGUGAUGGCCUGGAAGGAGUAAGUGCGCUUGGUGAAAAUAGUCCGCCGUUUGUGAUGCAUGGUUUCAAGCGGUCCGAACGAGGUGUGUGCAGUCCCAUAAACAGUAAGCGGUGGAAAUCAGAGAUGGAGGGAAAGGAGAAUGUACCACAAGCUAGACCAGUGCUUCAAAAAUCAUUUUCAAUGAUCGAUUCUAGUCUCAAUAUUAUGAAAGCGCUUGAAAAAGCUGAUCUAGGCUUGAUUGGAGACCACAGUAAACCAUUCUGUUUGCCAAUAACGAACGGUAAGCAACGAGAUUUGACCUGUAUUUCCGUGCACACAAUGGCAAGGCUUUUAAAUGGAGACUACAAAAAUGCAGUAAAUUCAUACCGUGUGAUUGACUGCCGAUAUCCGUACGAAUUUGAAGGUGGUCACAUAAGGGGUGCUGAAAAUUUAUACACAGAAGAUGACAUAUAUCGUGUUUUAAUGAGUACAAAGACUGAAACGGCGACGGUGGUGCCAGUUGAACCAAAGAGAAAUAUAAUCAUAUUUCAUUGUGAAUUCUCCUCACACCGAGGACCCAAAUUAGCAAAAUUCUUACGGACAAAAGAUCGAGAUGCCAACAACGAUAUAUAUCCAGCACUGCACUAUCCCGAAAUCUAUCUACUCGAUGGCGGUUACAAAGAAUUCUUUAAAUAUUACACCGAUCUUUGUGACCCAAAGACGUACCUGCCGAUGCUGGAACCAGCGUACGACUCAUACUAUAAGCACUUCCGAGCGGCAACGAAAAGCUGGAAUGGCGGCGACCGAGUCACUCUAAGUAGGACGGGGAAGUCAAGGUCUCGACUUUUGUUGUAAUGGAAAAUGAAGUAUAAAAGAAUCUAAAAAGUGAAAAACGGAAAUCAUAUAAAAUUCUGUCAACGAAAACCAGAAUGACCCUUUCAAAAACAACCGAAAAGAAAUUAUCCGAAAAGAGAAAAACUUUUUAAAUUUUUUUUUGUAAAGAAAAUGAAAUUACGACAAAAUAUUAGAAAUGGGACUUUUGCAUAUUCACCGCAGUUGACGACCGGUGCUUAUUUUUUUAUAAAAAAAAGAAAACUGUGAUUUCGUCCACCGAUUCAAAUAAGAGGAGUGUACAAAAAACUAAACAGAAGAAAAAUAAUUAAUGAACAAGAAGCCGCUGAGAAAAGAACAAAAUGGAACGAAACGAUUCAUAUUAAUCGAUAGAUUGUUUUAUUUCGUUAUAAUGAGCUGAAAAAAAUAAGACUUAAGUGAGCAUUUAUUAUUAUAUUAUGAGUAUACAUAGUACCGCAGGC
Molecule: messenger RNA, 2562 nt
Organism: Bradysia coprophila
Lineage: Eukaryota; Metazoa; Arthropoda; Insecta; Diptera; Sciaridae
Product: M-phase inducer phosphatase-like
Biological process (GO): positive regulation of G2/MI transition of meiotic cell cycle; G2/M transition of mitotic cell cycle; protein dephosphorylation
Cellular component (GO): nucleus; cytoplasm
Molecular function (GO): protein tyrosine phosphatase activity
Source: RefSeq, a predicted model, not a curated record